Molecule: messenger RNA, 3027 nt
Organism: Scatophagus argus
Lineage: Eukaryota; Metazoa; Chordata; Actinopteri; Scatophagidae
Gene: rxrbb
Product: retinoid x receptor, beta b
Exons: 12
Coding region: 248-1603 (451 amino acids)
Biological process (GO): anatomical structure development; cell differentiation; retinoic acid receptor signaling pathway
Cellular component (GO): RNA polymerase II transcription regulator complex; nucleus
Molecular function (GO): nuclear steroid receptor activity; nuclear receptor activity; zinc ion binding
Source: RefSeq, a predicted model, not a curated record
GAAAUAUUUUGUCAGCAACUGCUUCUUCAGACAAUCACCCUGAGCCGUGUAAUAGGCUAAUGCUAGCUACGUUAUCUAAGUUAGCCGUAAAUUCAGCUGAGUGGCUAAUCAUAGCUGUACGGAUUUAUUAUUGUGGCUCGAUUACCGUCGAGUUACCGAACAUUUCUCCAUGACUAACGGGCUAUGUUUACAACAUUGAUAUCCUUCAGACGGGACACCAUCCUCUCUACUGGGUUGCUUACUAGUCAUGUCCUCACAGCAGCCCAACAGUUCAGACUCCAACAGCCCCACCAACGUCUUAGGUUCUCCUUUCUCAGUUAUCAGUUCCUCGCUUAACUCCACAGGGGUUUCACCUUCGCUGGGAUUUGGAGCCAUCAGCAACAGUCAGACCUCUUCUUCAGCACCCAUAUCAAGGAUGCAAUCAAUUAGCAGCUCAGAUGAUAUCAAGCCUCCCUUUGGCCUGAGGCCUAUGUCAGCUCACAGCCCUGGAAUUAUGUUGUCUCAGAAACGCCUGUGUGUCAUCUGUGGAGACCGCUCUUCUGGCAAGCACUAUGGAGUCUCCAGCUGUGAGGGUUGUAAAGGUUUCUUCAAACGAACUGUGCGCAAAGACCUGAGCUACACCUGCAGGGAUAACAAAGAGUGCCUGGUUGACAAACGCCAGCGCAAUCGCUGCCAGUACUGCCGCUAUCAGAAGUGCCUGGCCAUGGGCAUGAAGAGGGAAGUGAUCAAACAUGUAAAGUGGAUAAAAGAAGAUGGAAAAGAUGAGGGAUGGAUGAGUAUAACAUUGAAACCUCAAACGGUCCAGGAGGAGCGCCAGAGGAACAAGGAGCGUGAAGGAGAGCUGGAGUUCAGCGUCUCGGUGAACGAGGAGAUGCCUGUGGAGAAGAUUUUAGAGGCAGAGACUGCUGUGGAGCAGAAGACUGAGCUUCACCCUGAUGGUGGUUCUGCAGGCAACUCUCCCCAUGAUGCAGUUACCAACAUCUGUCAGACUGCAGACAAACAGCUGUUUGCCUUGGUGGAGUGGGCAAAGAGAAUCCCACAUUUCUCUGAACUGCCCCUUGAUGACCAGGUCAUCCUUCUCCGUGCAGGGUGGAACGAGCUGCUCAUUGCCUCGUUCUCCCAUCGCUCCAUCGCUUUGAAGGAUGGAGUUCUCCUGGCCUCCGAGCUGCUGCGCGACAGUGCUCACAGCGGAGGAGUUGGAGCCAUUUUUGACAGGGAGAGUGUGCAGAGCGCAGAGGUUGGCGCAAUAUUUGACAGAGUCCUUACCGAGCUUGUCAAUAAAAUGAGAGAUAUGCAAAUGGACAAAACAGAGCUGGGCUGUCUCCGAGCCAUCGUCCUCUUCAACCCAGAUGCGAAAGGGCUCUCCAGCACCAGUGAGGUGGAGCUCCUUAGAGAAAAGGUCUAUGCAUCAUUGGAAGCUUACUGCAAACAGAGAUACCCAGAGCAGCAGGGCAGGUUUGCUAAGCUCCUCCUUCGACUGCCAGCACUGCGGUCCAUUGGCUUGAAGUGCUUGGAGCAUCUCUUCUUCUUCAAGUUGAUCGGUGACACGCCUAUUGACACUUUCCUCAUGGAAAUGCUUGAAGCUCCCCAUCAGUUGUCUUAGAUAGGAAACACGUACUGUGGUUAGGUUUAGAUGGCUGAAGUCUGGGAAGCUGGAGUGGGACUGGAGUGGCACUUUAAGUUCUUUAAAAAUUUGUCAAUUUGUCUCACUGCUGUCUGGGUUACACUAUUUUAGUGCAGCACAGAUUUGCUCUUUAGACCAAACCCAAGGCUUGGCACGAUCUAAAAACUGGUGCUAUAUGUUCAAGUAACUUCAUGAGUAACUAUGGUUUUAAUAAAGGUAUUUUUCAAAAAUAUAGACAUUUACAUAUUUCCCUCACAGGAGCUAUGAUUUGGGUAUACAUUUUUUAUAUAAGCUUUUUAGACACCUAAAAAAAUUCAGCUUCAGUUGUUUCACCAUCUGAAUUUACCCAGCCCCCCCCCCUCCCUUUUUUUCUUUUUUGAAAGGAAGGCAACAUGAUUCAUGAGUAUACAUAAAGGACAGUGGCAACUUUUUAUAAUCUCAAAUUCAGGCCAGAUCUAAAAGUAAAGUAUGUUAUUGUACCAAACCGCCAACCGGGGCAAUUGUUGAUUGAGGAUCGGCUUUGUAUGUCUGAUAAUAUACAGUUAGUGUUGUUUACUUCUUUGCCAUUUUAUAAAUCUAAUCACUUUGUGGUUAACAAUUAAACUGCACUGCACACUUGCUAUGUACUCUUUCUAAAAUAUACCUUCAAUAAACGCCUGACCUGUAAAUAGCCAGGCGUUUGUCUCUUGGUGCUAUUUCAGAGAUAAUUUGACAUUUUUGGUGCAGAUACACCAAACCACACACUUAAGAAAAUAUGCAAAACUGAAAAUCCCGUUGUUAAUCUUUGUUAAAAAUGUAGCAAUAUAAAAUGUAAACUGCAUAAGAGCUUUCUGCCUGUCAGUCAUUCAGGGGUUUUACAAAAUAAAUCAUGUCUAGUGGAAAGGGAAUAAUCCAUUUUGUAAUUUAUCUAUACAAUUCUGAGGUACUGUGCAAAAGUAAUUGUUCAGGGAAAAUGUACAUUGAUAAAUUUGAAUUAUGAUCAGGAGAUACAAAUUAUAUAAUUCUUAAUAUGUGCCCUUUUUAGUUUUCAACUAGUAUAGAGCAAAAACAUGUCUUGGGUUGCACUGGAUUUGCUGAGACUGUUUCAGCUGAUUUUUAUCUUUUGUGCUUUUUUUUUUUUUUGACGCUCAAUUGUAUUUCCAACCUUUCCUUCCCUUUUAUAGGUAGCUGUCAUGUUCAUUGUAAUGUCUCUGCAAAAGCAAACCAUAAUCUCAUUUAGAUCCAUACCACCUGUGGACACAUAGGAAUUUUAAACAAGACCAAAUGAGGUCUCUCUGAUGGCCAUAUGUAAACACCAGAUGAGCUCUAUUGGCAAGCUUGUCAUCGACCUCUAUAUGCUCUUGAACAUAAAGUGACUUGAAACAUGGGUUGUGUGGACUGAAAAAUAAAGAGGCUUAAGUUUU